This is a messenger RNA of Cynocephalus volans (Philippine flying lemur), 1695 nucleotides long. It is a transcript of the gene TMPRSS13, whose product is annotated as transmembrane serine protease 13. Gene Ontology annotation, molecular function: protein binding; serine-type endopeptidase activity. Gene Ontology annotation, cellular component: membrane. Bases 1 to 1695 code for a protein of 564 amino acids. NCBI's taxonomy places the organism in Eukaryota, Metazoa, Chordata, Mammalia, Dermoptera, Cynocephalidae. The record is from RefSeq and is a predicted model, not a curated record. Gene Ontology annotation, biological process: proteolysis. The transcript has 14 exons.
AUGUACGGAGUACAGGGACCAAAGAAGGGGGGCUCAGGACAUUUCCAGGCUGGGGUUGUGGUCACCAAGCUCUCCCUGCUCCUGGGAAGUUCCUGUCAGUACCCAGUGCCCACACUGAAGGCCUUAUCCACAGUAGUUUUUGAGAAAGGGGCCCUAACUUGGAAUGCUUCCCCAGCAAGGACACCUCCGGCCCGGGCAUCUCCGGCACGGGCAUCUCCAGCACGGUCAUCUCCAGCAAGGACAUCUCCAGCCCAGGCAUCUCCAACUCGAGCCUCACCUUCCAGGUCGUCAUCUGACAGGUCAUCGUCUGCUAGGUCGGCCUCUGCAACAUCCUCUCCAACGAGAGUGUACCUCGUUAGAGCAACACCAGUGGGGGCCGUACCCAUCCGGGCAUCUCCUGCCAGGUCAGCGCCAGCCACCAGGGCCACCGGGGAGAGCUCAGGUAACAGCUUGCCCAAGUUCUCCUGGCAGGAGGGCCAGAAGCGGCUGCCACUCAUCGGCUGUGUCCUUCUCCUCAUCGCCCUCGUGGUGUCCCUCAUCCUUCUCUUCUACUUCUGGCGGGGCCACACAGGAAUCAAGUACAGAGAGCCGGUAGAGAGCUGCCCCAAGCACGCUGUCCGCUGUGAUGGGGUGGCUGACUGCAAGCUGAAGAGUGACGAGCUGGGCUGUGUGAGGUUUGACUGGGACACGUCUCUACUUAAAGUCUACUCUGGACCCUUCCAUCAGUGGCUUCCCAUCUGCAGUGACAGCUGGAAUGAUUCCUACUCAAAUAAGACCUGCCAGCAGCUGGGCUUCGAGAGUGCUUAUCGGACAACUGAAGUGGCCCACAGGGAUUUUGCCAGCAGUUUCUCAAUCUCCGAAUACAACUCUACCAUCCAGGAAAACCUCCGCAGGUCUGAAUGCCCUUCCCAGCGGUACGUCUCUCUCCAGUGUUCCCACUGUGGGCUGAGAGCCAUGACCGGGCGGAUCGUGGGAGGGGCGCUGGCCCCAGAGAGCAAAUGGCCUUGGCAAGUUAGUCUGCACUAUGGCACCACCCACAUUUGUGGGGGUACACUCAUCGAUGCCCAGUGGGUGCUCACCGCCGCCCACUGCUUCUUUGUGACCCGGGAGAAGAUCCUAGAGGGCUGGAAGGUGUACGCGGGCACCAACAACCUGCACCAGCUGCCCGAGGCAGCUUCCAUCUCCCAGAUCAUCAUCAAUGGAAACUACACCGACGAGCAGGACGACUAUGAUAUUGCCCUCAUGCGUCUCUCCAAGCCUCUGACCCUGUCAGCUCACAUCCACCCUGCCUGCCUCCCCAUGCACGGGCAAACCUUCAGCCUCAACGAGACCUGCUGGAUCACAGGCUUUGGCAAGACCAGGGAGACAGAUGAGAAGACAUCCCCCUUCCUCCGGGAAGUGCAGGUCAGCCUUAUUGAAUUCAAGAAGUGCAAUGACUACUUGGUCUAUGACAGUUACCUCACCCCUCGGAUGAUGUGUGCCGGGGACCUUCGUGGCGGCAGAGACUCCUGCCAGGGAGACAGCGGCGGGCCUCUUGUCUGCCAGCAGAACCACCGCUGGUACCUGGCGGGUGUCACCAGCUGGGGCACAGGCUGUGGCCAGAGAAACAAACCUGGUGUGUACACCAAAGUGACAGAAGUCCUCCCUUGGAUUUACAGCCAGAUGGAGAGUGAAGUGCACUUCCAGAAAUCCUAA